UAUGUUCCUAUGCAUCGUCUGCAACUUAUCAGUUCUUUACAAGUUUUGGUUUAUGCCACCUCGAACUCUAUUGAUUUUCACCGAGUUAUGAUGUAGAGGUGCAUAAAUAAUUUAAAUUCGACGUCGAAGGAAACCAGAAAACAUUUUACACUGUUCCUCUGCAUAAAAUAAAAAAUGUGUACAGGAUUUAGAUCUCUUUCCUGGCAUUUGUCUACCUUGGUGUUGCUAAGCUGCUUACUUUUGGAUGUUCAAGGGACACUUUCUAAAAGUCAACGAGGAAAGAAAAAAAAGGAAUCAAAAGUUGAAGUUGCUGAUAAGAAUGUUGUGGAUAGGGGGCUUGUCACUAAAAGUUUAACAAUAAGAGAUAUAAUCAGAGAACAUUCAUUGUAUUUUGAUAGAGACAGGGAGGUAAAGAAUUUUGAGGGAGAAACUCUUGCCUACGUCACACCGUGGAACAACCAUGGUUAUGAUAUUGCUAAACUUUUUGGAGCAAAAUUUAACUUUGUUUCACCAGUUUGGCUUCAGAUAAAAAGACAGCCUGGUGGGGCAUUUCAAAUUCAUGGAACUCAUGAUGUUGACAAAGGAUGGAUCUCAGAUGUUAUACAAGGGCGCAAGACUCAAUUAGUUCCAAGAAUUCUUUUUGAUGGGUGGACAGCUGAUGAUUAUAAUGCAGUAUUUAAAAGUGAAGAUGCAAUGGAAGACUGUAUUGAAACAAUUAUUAACACAUUAAAGAAUUAUAAAUGGCCUGGGGCUGUGAUUGAAAUAUGGUCACAGUUGGGGGGAAAACAAAGGAAGGAGCUGGUACAUUUAAUAAACCAUAUGGGCGAGAUGUUCCAUUCUGCAAAUAAAGAACUUAUCAUUGUUAUACCUCCUCCUCUUUAUGGAAGAGAUGUGGAAGGCCUUAUUAGUAAAGAAGAUGUUGAUGCUAUGGAGAAAAAUGUUGACAAAUUUAGUCUGAUGACUUAUGACUUUUCUGGUCCAAACAGACCUGGUCCCAAUAGUCCACUGUUGUGGGUUAAAGAUUGUAUUCUAAAGUUGGCUCCAGAACAAGAUUCUUCAAUUAGAAAAAAGUUACUUGUUGGGCUAAAUUUCUAUGGCUUGCGUUAUGUUGUAAAUGAAGACAGUUCUUUAUCAAAUGGUGAACAUAUUAUAGGGACACAAUUUAUAGAAAAUCUAAAGAAAUCUAAGUCAUCUAAUAUUAACUGGAGUAAUCAUGCAGCUGAGCAUAGCUUUGAUUACACGGACAGUAAAGGUAGAUUCAGCAUGGUUUAUCCAUCUCUAAAAUCUAUUCAGGAUCGUCUCAAUCUUGCCAGAGAACUUGGAACUGGAAUCUCGAUAUGGGAGAUCGGACAAGGCUUAGAUUAUUUUUAUGAUUUGCUUUGAUAAACAUUUUAUUCAUCUUUUAAAAAAAAAAUAUAUCCAAGUAUAAAUUUUAAUGAACUCUAAUGUUGUAAUAAGGUAUAUAAUGAUGCUUAAUGAAUUUUGUUUUUAAAGAUUCAUUUUUGAUUAUGUAGCGGCUGUCUUGAAUAUAUGUAAUUGUGUGAAUCUGUGUUACAAGUGUUUGCUUUCGCUAAACAUUUUACUUUUAAUGUCAAAUUGUAUUAAAUGUUAAGCAAUUAAAUAUAUUUUUAAAAUAA
Messenger RNA from Physella acuta, 1637 nucleotides. Its product is annotated as chitinase domain-containing protein 1. Gene Ontology annotation, cellular component: endomembrane system. The record is from RefSeq and is a predicted model, not a curated record. Lineage: Eukaryota; Metazoa; Mollusca; Gastropoda; Physidae. Gene Ontology annotation, biological process: carbohydrate metabolic process. Gene Ontology annotation, molecular function: oligosaccharide binding; chitin binding.